AUGGACAGCAUCCACGGCAACGCCCAUGGCAGCAUCCCGGCAGGCAACCGUGCCCACAACCGCGCCCGCAGCCCCGCCCGCAGCCCCGCCCGCAGCCCCGCCCGCAGCCCCACAUACAGCCCCGCCCGCAGCCCCGCCCGCAGCCCCGCCCGCAGAACCGCCCGCAGCCCAGGAACCCCUAAAGGUAGUUACAGAAAGUGGUCCUGGAUAAACAACAGGAGACUGAAAGGCAGUGAAGAUGUAGACAAGGUCACAUCAGAGACCCUUGAACCUGUCAGGGAACCCAAUGAGGAGGGCUAUGUUCCUAAUGUAACUCGUGAAGAUGAUAGCGGUGAUGACAGCGACACCUCCAGCGGUUGUAGCCAAUAUAGCGGUUCCAGCAGUUCCAGCGGUUCAAGCAGCAGCUCCAGCAGUUCCAGUGAAUCAAGUAGCAGCUCCAGUGACUCUAGCAGAGUGACUGGGGUCAUACCAGAGGCGUACACUGAACCAUGUGUAUCUGCCAAGCCUGAGACCCGGUGCGUAGAGGAUGCAGCUGAGUCUUCUGAGACUGAGACUGUCUCCUCUGUAACCAAUUUCCCAUCUACAGCUGCCACAGAGUGUGCGAUGUCUACCGAUGUGCCUGGAUCUACAGCGGACCCUGAGUCUGUAUCUGCUGCAACCCAUGCACCAUAUACAAAUGCUGAGGUUGCUUAUUACACUGAGGCUGAGUCCGAUCCUGUGGCUAAAGACAAGCAGGUCGAUUCUGUGGAGACGAAUGCUCCAUCUGCAGCUGCCACAGAGUGUGCGAUGUCUACCGAUGUGCCUGGAUCUACAGCGGACCCAGAGUCUGUAUCUGCUGUGAUUGGUAUCAUAACCAGUUCCAUGUGUGAUACCUCAGAGGGGUUUGUAGCAGCUCCGGUUACCAACCCAUAUCAACAAGCGUGUAGCCAGAGCUCUCUGGACGAAGAAAUGCUGACUGAUGCCAAUUACACAAACGGUUUCGAAGACUGCAAGGUGUCUCACGUACAG
Coregonus clupeaformis (lake whitefish) is the source of this 1008-nucleotide messenger RNA. RefSeq names its product flocculation protein FLO11-like. The transcript has 3 exons. The annotation marks the transcript as partial. NCBI's taxonomy places the organism in Eukaryota, Metazoa, Chordata, Actinopteri, Salmoniformes, Salmonidae. The record is from RefSeq and is a predicted model, not a curated record.